AUGUUGAAUAUGGGAGGACCUUCGACGGUACCGGAGACCUAUGACUUCCUCAAAAACCUGUUCAUGGAUGGUGACCUGAUUCCGUUGCCUUUUCAACGCGUUCUGGCCCCUCUCAUUGCCAAGCGGCGGACACCUCAAAUCGAGAAGCAGUAUGCUGACAUUGGUGGUGGUUCUCCCAUUCUCAAGUAUACAGAGAUGCAGGGUGCUGGUAUGUGUGAACUACUGGACGAGCUGCACCCAGAGACUGCUCCGCACAAACCUUAUGUCGCGUUCCGUUAUGCGAACCCGCUGACCCAGGAGACCGCACAGAGGAUGAAGGCGGAUGGUGUGAAGAGGGCAAUUGCAUUCACACAGUAUCCACAGUACAGCUGUAGUACGACUGGAAGCAGUCUGAACGAACUUUUCAGACGGGGGAGGGCAGGCGAGACGGGAGACAUCGAAUGGAGCGUGAUAGACCGUUGGGGUACUCACCCAGGAUUCAUCGAGGCUGUUGCACAAAACAUUGAGGCCGCCCUAGCCAAAUUUCAACCGUCAACACGCUCAGACGUGGUUAUUCUGUUUUCAGCCCACUCAUUACCUAUGUCGGUAGUGAACCGAGGCGACCCAUAUGUCCUUGAGGUUUCCGCAUCUGUCAACGCCGUUAUGGACAGACUCGGCCACUCAAACCCAUAUCGUCUUGUUUGGCAGUCUCAGGGGAGGCUAUCAAAGGGUCUUGCUCGUCUCGGAAAGAAGGAAGCGAUUCUAGUCCCUAUCGCCUUCACGAGCGAUCAUAUCGAGACGCUCUACGAGUUGGAUCUUGAGUAUAUGAAAGAGGGAAAGGAGCUGGGGAUGGAGCUGCAUCGCGCAGAGUCAUUGAAUGGAUCUCCUGUGUUUAUCCGUGCGUUGGCAGAUAUUACGGCACAGCAUCUGCGUGAUUAUUCUGCGAGGACGAUUGGGCCCACGAGUGUGCAGAUGGGGCUUCGGUGUCCGGGCUGUAAAAAUAUGACUUGUGGUCAGCAGAAACAUUGGUUCGCUCGUGCUGGACGUUCCUAG
Molecule: messenger RNA, 1032 nt
Organism: Suillus subaureus
Lineage: Eukaryota; Fungi; Basidiomycota; Agaricomycetes; Boletales; Suillaceae
Exons: 5
Coding region: 1-1032 (343 amino acids)
Biological process (GO): heme biosynthetic process
Molecular function (GO): protoporphyrin ferrochelatase activity
Source: RefSeq, a predicted model, not a curated record